CCCUCUUUGCUUACCCACCAACUUCUAACACCUUCUUUGCCCAUGCCUCAUUUUUACUGAUCUCUUCAAGCUUUGGACCUUGUCAAGCACGGACCCAAGUAGGAGGCAGCCCCUCGCCUUUCCUGGAUGCCACCAUGAGGCCGGUGUCCCUGGUGCUGUUCCUCACCUUUGCCCUGCUGGCUUUCAGUGCUGGUCACAUCCUAGCAGGAUUAGCGGAGGGGGAAAGCAGGGAGCAGAAAAUGUGGGUCAGAGAGGGGAGUUCAGCUGUGCUGCCCUGCCACUUGAGCCCCAGAAAAAUGAGAAAGAGCUUGAAGCAGCUGCCCGACAAGACAUCUGUGCAGUGGAAGAGGCAUGGGGGAAGUGUCCACCAGGAGUCACAUGGGGUACUGGAGGUGGGGUACUCGGGCCUCCAGAAGACGGCACUGCUCAUGAAGCCCCGGGUGUCACUCCAGGACUCUGCCUUACACAAUGGCAAUUUCUCCCUGCGGAUUGACCCCGUCAGGAGCGAGGAUGCUGGGCUGUAUGAGGCACGGGUGGAAUACAACUCGGAGGUCCAUAGCUGCCAUGUGGAGCUGGGGGUAAUUACAGUAACCCUCAGUCCACCCAAUCCUGUGGAAGAAAAUGAGCUGCUCUUGAUGAGCUGCAACUCCAGCUACCGGGGCAGCCUUGUGGAGAUAUGUUGGUUCCAUAACGGGGACCUGGGCCCCACCUCCAGGACCUUCUGCUCUUUGUCUGGGGCUCUCUCCAUCCUGCGGCCAGCCAUGAGUGAUGCAGGCUCCUGGCGCUGCCAGCUUCGAUACUCUGAUAACGAGAUAAUUUCUGCCACGUACGACCUGCAAAUUCUAGGUUUUGAUGGCCCAACCAACCCUGUGGUCUAUGCUGCAGCUGGCUCUGCAGCCCAUCUACCAUGCAGCCUGAGCUACCUUCCCAGUUCCUUUCAGAUGAACAUGGUGACAGCCCACUGGAGCCAUCUUGCAGGAGGACAUUUGCAAGACUGGGACAUCUUCCCAAAUCUGAGUAACAGAAGCUUCCCCCUGCAUCUCCCUGUGGUGGGGCCGGGUGAUGCAGGGCAGUACCGCUGUGCUGUCUCUGUGAGCCACAAAACAAUCAGCAGGGAGGUGACCUUGGCAGUGGUUACAGUGACUCCAAGCAUCCAAGGACCAGUUUCUGAGGGGAGUCGUUUGCUGCUCAUCUGCAGCCUCACACACUCCCGGGGACAUGAACAUUUCCAGUGGAAGCACCUUGGCUCAGUCCCCACUAAGAGCAAGCUGGCUGUGGCCACCCCCCAAAACCUCGAGGGCAGCAGCGCCCAGAUGGGACCUAUCUUGAAAAUACCCAGAGUGUCACAAAAGGAUACGGGCACAUGGGAAUGCAGUGUAUAUGGCCCAGAAGGCCAGCUGGGAGGAGUGGAGUACGAGCUGCAGAUCACAAGUGCCCAGGUCUCCAGCCCUCCUGGUAUCUUCAGUGGGCAAGUUACUUUUGGGCUCACACUCACCCUCUUCCUUCUGCUUGCUGUCUGUGUUGUGGCUCUGGCCCUACAGAAAAGGGCACAGACUCCUGCCUUCUCAGCACUGGAAGGGAUGAUUGGAGUCCCUGGGCCGUGGAAGUCGAUGAAGGAAAACCAGAAAGGGAAGAUCCAACAAACUGAGUGCUGACAGAAGCAGGGACACCAGGGCUAGUCUGCAUGGGAGGAUGAAAAUCUGUGUGCCGUGCUGCAGAGAGAUGGGUGCCAUGCAGACCUGUCAGGGGGGUCUAGGGAUGGCAUGAACAAUGCAGAAGGUAUUGGGAGCUCUGUAUCUGCAGAGGGGCUGGGAGCUGCCUACCAGGGCAAGGCAAGCCUCACUGCUGCAGUAAGGUGGCCAGCAGCACAGAUGCUUUGGAGCUAUUGGGAGUAUUUGAGCCAGUAGCUAUUGCCUGCUUUAGUGCCAAAUCUCUGCCUACUCUUUGUCCCUUUUUUGUGGCUCCUCUCACAACCU
This is a messenger RNA of Pipra filicauda (Wire-tailed manakin), 1976 nucleotides long. It is a transcript of the gene LAG3, whose product is annotated as lymphocyte activating 3. Bases 135 to 1655 code for a protein of 506 amino acids. Gene Ontology annotation, molecular function: protein tyrosine kinase binding; MHC class II protein binding. NCBI's taxonomy places the organism in Eukaryota, Metazoa, Chordata, Aves, Passeriformes, Pipridae. Gene Ontology annotation, biological process: T cell activation; interleukin-15-mediated signaling pathway; positive regulation of ERK1 and ERK2 cascade. The transcript has 8 exons. Gene Ontology annotation, cellular component: membrane raft; external side of plasma membrane. The record is from RefSeq and is a predicted model, not a curated record.